GAGUUUGAGACGGAGCAAGGGUUCCAAGUGGUGGUGGAGUGAGACGAAGGCGCAUAGAAGAAGAGAAUGGUGGAAAGCGUAGCAUUAAACGACGUCGAACUCACCUUAAAGCCUUUCUAUCAGAGAGCCUCAGAAGUAGAGGAGCGCUUAUCGAGACUUGAAGCUGCCUUUAAUAGUGAUAAAGAUGCUGGAAAUGAGGAACACUUGAAAGUGAUUAAUGAUCUCCAGUCAAAGCUAAAUGUUGCAAAUGCAGAGUUAAUUUCAGAAAAAGAGAAGGCUCAGAUGCUUGCUGCAGAAAAUGAAAAACUUCAAUACCGUAUAAUUCAUCUUCUGAGAGCCCUAAAGGAUGCUGAUUUAAAGUUAGAGCAGGUGAAAGCACGGGAACAGCUGGAUAGCAUGAAAUUGCAGAGUUCUUAAGUUCAUGAUCUGAGAUAACCAUUUGUUUUUUCCGGUGUAUUUUUGUUUUCCUGUUGAUGUGCAUCAUAAAUAUAGGUAUGUUUUUUGUGAUGCUAAAUACGUUUGCCUUUUACAACUGUAGAAUUCAAAUUUGUGUUUAGUUCCUAUUAUAAUGGACAUUCGAAAUUUCGUCGAAGUUAUGUACACAGAUGGUGAAUUAGUAGUAAAUGCUACACAGCCACAGAAAAGAAAUUAAACAGUCGUUAUUAGAAAC
Messenger RNA from Abrus precatorius (Indian licorice), 670 nucleotides. RefSeq lists its product as uncharacterized. The transcript is spliced from 5 exons. Lineage: Eukaryota; Viridiplantae; Streptophyta; Magnoliopsida; Fabales; Fabaceae. The record is from RefSeq and is a predicted model, not a curated record. Bases 67 to 417 code for a protein of 116 amino acids.